UCUGCUGCUGUGAUCCCUUUGCUCGCAGUUUUAUUCUGCAGAUUGGUUUAGACUGGGGCAGAGACAUGAGCUAAUUGUAUCCUGAUCUUUGCCUUGAGGGGUUUCGGAGCCCUGGAGCAAGUAUUCUCUGUAUUUUGUUCUGUCUACCUUAGCCAAGCUAUUGCAUUUCUCACUGGUGUAGGAAGAGAAGCAGAUCGUGGGCCAAAUCGGAGGGAAAAGGUGCACAAAAAGAUACUUUUGUGCCGCUCUAUGUAUCAGGAUAAUCGCUCCAGCAUGUCCAGGCCCAUGAUCACACGGUCACCAGUGUCUCCCUUGAGUAACCAGGGCAUCCCCACACCUGCACAGCUCACCAAGUCCAACGCCCCUGUGCACAUCGAUGUGGGCGGACACAUGUACACCAGCAGUCUGGCCACCUUAACAAAAUUCCCAGAGUCCCGAAUUGGCCGUCUCUUUGAUGGCACAGAGCCUAUAGUCCUGGACAGCCUGAAGCAGCACUACUUCAUUGACAGGGAUGGACACAUGUUCCGCUACAUCCUCAACUUCCUCAGGACGUCCAAGCUCCUCAUCCCAGAUGACUUCAAAGACUACAGUCUGCUGUAUGAGGAGGCGCGGUACUUCCAGCUGCAGCCCAUGCUUGCGGAGCUGGAGCGCUGGCGCCAGGACCAGGAGCUGGGCCGGGUGUCACGUCCCUGCGAGUGCUUGGUGGUGCGUGUUGCGCCCGACCUGGGCGAGAGGAUCACGCUCAGCGGCGACAAGGCUCUGAUCGAAGACGUGUUUCCGGAGAUUGGUGAUGUCAUGUGUAACUCUGUCAAUGCCGGAUGGAACCAUGACUCCACGCACGUCAUCCGCUUCCCACUCAAUGGGUACUGCCACCUCAACUCUGUCCAGGUUCUAGAGCGUCUCCAACAACGUGGCUUCGAGAUUGCCGGCUCCUGCGGCGGAGGCGUGGACUCAUCCCAAUUCAGCGAGUACGUCCUGAGGAGGGAACUGAGGAGGACAGGUCAGCGAGGACCCAAUUCAAACAGGAUAAAGCAGGAGCAGCUGGACUAGAAUCCUCCUGAGCAGUAGGAGGUGCUAGACUUUUCUGCGGCAGCCAAACGCUCGAUGCUGCAGAGCUCUGUGGACUCUGUUUUUCUUCGUUUCCUUGUUGAUGUUUUGUUUUCUUAAACUUGAGAACCAUCUAGAGAAUAAAAAAGAGGUGCAACAGGAGAUUUUUGCCAUAAGAAGAUACAAGACAUUUGAUAAGUUUGAGAUUGCAAGGACAUUUGUGAUUGUCUAGCCCCCAUAAACCAAUUUAAAAAGGAUUUAUAUACGCUGGAUCCCCAAACAAAGUUUGUUUUAAAACUUGGAGCCUACAUUAGGUUGAAUAUGAUUUCUAUUAUACCCAUAUAAAUUAAAAAGGCUUUUAUCGCUUAUGUAGUAUGUUGCAUAGCUUGUCACCAGUGACUUGAUUUUGUUGUCUCACUGGCCAAUUGGCUACGUCUGUUUUUAUCCCUCGCUGUAAAAAGGUCACAAAUGUGUUGCAUACAGUACAGAAUGUCUCAGUUGUCAUAAACAAUUAGUUUCAACAAAGCAUCUUUUUUUUUUUCUUUUUUUUUUUUUUACAAUUAACAUGAUGUUGAAUAUUGUGAUACAAAUGAAGUGUUGUUUUUUUUUUGUUUUUUUUUACCUUAAUGGAAGUUAUUUUAUUGGAUUAUGCCAUAAAAUAUAGUUGACAUUAGUAUCAUCAAAAAUUUUACAUCAAAGACCAUUCUAUAAGCAGUAAAGAAAAUAAUUUAGUAAAUUAUUAUGUCACACCAUUUGCCUCAUUGGGGAGUAUGAACUACUAACCCCCAUGUGCUACCUUGGGAAUUAUUUAAUUGGAUCAUAAUAUUCCUCUGAGUGAUGACCUGUAAAGUUUUUCAUUGUAUAUGUGUUUGUGUUUUUUACAUUGAAUCUUUUUCAAGCAAAUUUGUUGCCUCAGACAUGACUGAACAGAUUAAAAGCUUAUUGUACUACCCACUCCAAGAUCACUUUUACUUGUAGCACAUAUUGAUAUGAAGUUGAAUAUAAAGUAUUUCUAAGACGACUGACCCACCUACGCUCCCUAGAUUUGAGUUAAGAGGAAUGUAGCAAAAAAUGUGAAAUAAAUCUCAACUAAAGUUG
Seriola dumerili (greater amberjack) is the source of this 2145-nucleotide messenger RNA. RefSeq names its product potassium channel tetramerization domain containing 1 (gene kctd1). The record is from RefSeq and is a predicted model, not a curated record. Gene Ontology annotation, biological process: protein homooligomerization; negative regulation of DNA-templated transcription. The transcript has 5 exons. Bases 250 to 1050 code for a protein of 266 amino acids. Lineage: Eukaryota; Metazoa; Chordata; Actinopteri; Carangiformes; Carangidae. Gene Ontology annotation, cellular component: nucleus. Gene Ontology annotation, molecular function: transcription corepressor activity; transcription factor binding.